AUGGGUCGGCAUUCUUGUUCUUUAAAGCAAAAACUAAGAAAAGGUUUAUGGUCCCCUGAAGAAGAUGAGAAGCUUUUCCAUUACAUAACCAUCUUUGGUGUUGGUUGUUGGAGUUCAGUUCCCAAACUAGCUGGGUUGCAAAGAUGUGGAAAGAGUUGUAGAUUGAGAUGGAUAAACUACUUGAGGCCUGAUUUGAAGAGAGGAAUGUUUUCACAACAAGAGGAGAAUCUUAUUAUCACUCUUCAUGAAGUACUUGGAAAUAGGUGGGCUCAAAUUGCAGCACAAUUACCAGGGAGAACUGAUAAUGAGAUAAAAAACUUUUGGAAUUCAUGUUUGAAGAAGAGGCUAAUGAAGCAAGGGAUUGAUCCAGCUACACAUAAGCCAUUCUUCAAUGUUACUGAAUCAGUUCUAAAGGAAGAGAAUGAAAAAUUAUCAAUGCUAAUGCCGGCGCUGUCUCAACCACAAACAACUUUAUGCUCAUAUUCAGAAGCACUUGUAAUGAGUGAUUUGAAUUAUCACUAUAAUAUUGGUGGUUUAUCUUUUACAGAAGCUUCAAGAAAAAUUCUCAUGAAUUUGGAUAAGCCAUUACUUGAUCCAUUAUGCUACAAUCUUAGUGUGAGCAAUUAUUAUUCUCAGCCUUGCCUGAGACAAUUUGAACAGAAUCUGUUUGGAAGUGAUUCAAGCUAUUUCUUCUCUUCAAUGCCUUGUCUAAAUAGUGCAGACAACAAUAAUUCAGUUUCUGAAUUUGGUUCUCUUUUGGUGAAUGAAAACUCAUGCAAUAGUUUUUCAACUAUGAAUGAUUAUCAAGGGUGUGAAAUGAGCAGCAACAUGAUUGAAAAUGCAGGUGGAUUAUUGUCAUGGGAAGGUGAGAACAAGAUUUUGGAUCCUUUGUUACAGUUUGAAGUCAAUGCGACGUCACUGUCAGAAUAUCUAAGUAACGAAGCUAAUUUUGAUGUAUUUCAGCAUUUAUGA
Vicia faba (fava bean) is the source of this 972-nucleotide messenger RNA. The record is from the annotation of a GenBank genome assembly. NCBI's taxonomy places the organism in Eukaryota, Viridiplantae, Streptophyta, Magnoliopsida, Fabales, Fabaceae.